Messenger RNA from Vigna umbellata (rice bean), 299 nucleotides. The record is from RefSeq and is a predicted model, not a curated record. Lineage: Eukaryota; Viridiplantae; Streptophyta; Magnoliopsida; Fabales; Fabaceae.
GAGUCAGAAGUAGAGAAUAACAUAAAGAAACUAGAAAGAAAGAAAUUAGAAUGGCCACCUUAGACGAACGCCCAUCUGCGAAAAGGUGGCUUCCUCUUGAAGCUAACCCAGAUGUCAUGAACCAGUUCCUCUGGGGUCUUGGCCUUCCAAUGGAAGAGGCAGAGUGUUGUGAUGUUUUUGGCUUGGAUGAAGAGCUUCUGGAAAUGGUUCCGAAGCCAGUUCUUGCUGUGCUUUUUCUUUAUCCCAUUACCGCAAAGGUUAGUUUCAACUCACGAAACAUGUGAGUUUUUCUUUUUCCA